GUUCGUCUCGCAAGCUUCGAGGCGCCGUUCGGGCUCGCUUGUGCCGCUCCUUUUCUUGGUCCUCCCUCCUCUCUCUCUCUCUCUCUCUCUCUCUCUCUUUCUCUCUCACACUCUCUCUCUUACUCAGUCACUUACUCACUCACUCAGUCACUUACUCACUCACUCAGUCAUUCACUCACUUAUUCACUCAGUCACUCUCGUUCUCACUCUUGUUGUCUUCGUCUGUCUAUACAUUCGUUGUUCACUCGUUCAUUCAUUCCGUAUACACUGUUGUAUAUUUUACAUGUAUACGCGGAUACUACGUUUGAUCUAUGCCUAUAUCAUAGGUAUCUUCUUUCUCAUUUUACAUUUGACGUUCCGUGCGUGAUAUUCGUGCGUGCAAAUAUAUUAGUGCUCUCCUGUGUGUUCUAACUCGUGUCGUCACCUCCGUCGCUUUUUUAGAUCAACGAACUGUGCAUCGAACUUGUCGAUUUAUGAACGAGGAUUUCUUUUGGAACACUACGAGGAGACUUGAGAGGUGCCUGUUUUAUGGAUUUUACAUAGGUAGCGAACGGUGAUUGUGUUAUCAUGAUGAUUAUUAUCUCAUCGUUGGAUGUGUAAAGAUCGAUCUGUGAAUGUUCGCGAGUGUUGUUCCAAUCUCGUUUAGUGUCAUCGUCGUCUUUGUCGCUAUUGGUGGUUGUGGUAGUAGUGAUACUGGUGCUUGUGAUACCGGUCAUAGUGAUGAUGCAAGUUACAGGACGAGACGCGUGAUUUUUAAAUCUCAUGAGUUUAAAAUUAAGAGGACAUCGUUAGCGGAUCUUCGUAAUUAACUAACAGGUUAGAAAGGAUUUCAUGAGUGAGAUUUAUUCAAGAUCGAUCGAUCGGUUAAACGAUGAAACAAGAAAGACGAGUAAGUUAACAAAGAACAUCAUGAUAAACUUUGACAAACGUGAAAAAUUUUAAUUCGUGAAUAGACUCAUCCAGUGAUUCAUGCUAUGAGUCAAAAGGAAACUCGCGUAGGCGUGAGACUGAAAAAAUCAUUAACAACGUCCUAUCGAUCAGCGAUUAACGGUGGAAGUCGUUCGGUUCGAAAGAAAAGUACAAGAACGAAGAUGCUAUCGGUAAAAAUCUUACCGUUACGAGAGUCCACCGGCUGGUAAAUCUUCGAUAGAAGUAGCUGAAGCAGUUAAUUGAACUCGAUGAUCGGCUCGAAUGAGGUGGCAAGGGCAAUGGGUCCUUGCAUCGCUUUUGGCAGGUAAUCGUCGUUGUGCCACGGUGGCUAAAUGAAGAGGGAUCGUUUGGUGGGCCGGUGAUCGAUAGCGGAUACCGCUUGUCGCCGUGCGAGAUUUGAUUCGCGAUGGAACUCCUUCCGCUGUUAUUACUUUGCCUCCUGAUCGCUCAGCCAACAGCCUAUUCCCUUUCGAUCAAGAGUAAGCUCAAUCCGCGGAUCGUGCAAACUCGCUACGGCGAGGUUCAGGGCUUGAUCAGGUCCUUCGAGAACGCAAAGUUCCUCAAGCCGAUCGACGUCUAUCUUGGAAUACCCUACGCUACACCACCCGUUGGGAGCAACAGAUUCUCUCCAACAAGGGCACCCAGCCCUUGGGAAGGUGUCAGAGUAAUGGACUCGGUCGGUCCAGUUUGUCCUCAAAAACUUCCAAAUAUCUCGAUUGAGCAAGAGGCUCUCGAGCGCAUGCCUAAAGGAAGACUGGAAUAUCUGAGAAGAUUGCUACCUCAUUUGCGAAACCAAAGUGAAGACUGUCUAUAUUUGAACAUCUAUGCUCCUGCUAUGGGCAUGGCGGAAAGUGGUAGGAGACAUCCGGUUGUCCUUUACAUUCACGGUGAAAGCUACGAGUGGGGAAGCGGAAAUCCUUACGACGGUAGCGUCCUAGCCAGCUAUACCGAGCAAGUGAUCGUGACGAUCAACUACAGGCUGGGCGUGCUAGGCUUCCUGAACGCCAACGUGGCGCCUGAAACGAAGGCGAGGGUGGCGAAUUACGGUCUGAUGGAUCAAAUCGCGGCUUUACACUGGGUCCAACAGCACAUUGCACUUUUUGGCGGCGAUCCCGAAAACGUUAGCCUCAUGGGACAGGGUACAGGAGCUGCUUGUGUCCAUUUUCUUGCUAUCAGUCCAACAGUCAUAAGAGGUCUUUUCAAAAGGGCGAUACUACUCUCGGGCAGUGCAUUGUCUUCUUGGGCUGUAGUCGAGGAUCCCGUCUUUUAUGCGCUAAAGCUCGCUAGAGCGAUAAAUUGCACGAUUCCUGAGGACCUACUCAAGGACAACGAGUUGAUAGUCGAUUGCCUCAGAGAAAGCAGCCUUGAGGAAUUGAUGCAGAUCGACAUACAACCACCAACUUUUCUCAGCGCCUUUGGACCGAGCGUAGACGGUGUAGUUAUCAAACCUGAUUUCCAGAAGGACCUUUUGUCCUAUCUUGGCCCAGAAUUUCAAGGAUUUGGACCACUUCCGAAAAAAGCUGAACAUGGAGCACCCAUAACGAGCAACAAUAAAUACGACCUAUUGUUCGGCGUCACGACCAGCGAGGCUCUUUGGAAAUUCGCUGAGAAGGAUGUGCAUCAAGGAUUCGAGGGUGAAAGGAGAGACAGGAUCAUCAGAACUUAUGUCAGAAAUGCUUACGUCUAUCAUCUAACGGAAAUAUUUUAUACGGUCGUCAACGAAUAUUCCGAUUGGGAACGGACGGUACAGCAUCCGGUGAAUACAAAGGACGCCUGUGUCCAGGCAUUGAGCGACGCGCAAUUCGUAGCACCGCUCGUUCAAACUGGUGAUCUUUUCACUCUGAGGCACACGAAAAAGCCAAAUAAUCCUCACAUCGCGCCAUCGCCCGAGAUCGAGAAGGAACCAAUGCCAAAAACGUUCUUUUACGUUUUCGAUUAUCAGAUGAAGGACGGCGAUUAUCCACAGAAAAUGGGCUCCGUUCACGGUGAGGAGCUACCUUUCGUCUUUGGCGCCGCUUUGGUAGACGGAUUCGCACACUUCCCGAAGAAUUACACGCGAUCUGAGGUGGCACUAUCAGAGAGCAUCAUUCAAUAUUUCGCCAAUUUCGCUAGAACUGGAAAUCCAAAUGGCGUUGAUCAUCAUACAAGAAAUGAUACGCUUUUACCGGCUAGUAGAGAAAAAAGUCGUUUUCGAAGUCUCACGUGGGAUCAAUACGAUCCGGUACAUCAAAAGUAUCUCGAAAUUGGAAUGAGGCCAAAAGUAAAAAAUCAUUAUCGAGCUCAUCAGCUCUCCGUUUGGCUACGACUCGUACCGGAACUUCAUCGUGCUGGAAUGGAAGACGUUGAUUCGAGACACAAUCUUUUCCGAGGACACGCUGAUCCAAGUCUUUACGAUGGUUUAGUCAGGCCAGAUCCUUUGAGUAGGAUCACCGAGGAAUUUAAAAGAAAGAAUAUAAGCACUGAACCACCUACCACAACCGACUACAGCAUAACCACCUGUGUCAGUCUUAUUCAAAGCACAAAUCUACAAAAUAUGCACAAUGCCAGUACCGACACUUUGGCGAGUCUCGAUGCAGCUGGAUACGCUGCAUAUUCGACAGCAUUAAGCGUGACUAUAGCGAUCGGCUGUAGUCUACUUAUAUUGAACGUCCUCAUAUUUGCUGGUGUCUAUUAUCAGCGAGACAAGACGAGACUCGAGGUCAAAAGCCUCCAGCAGCAACAGAUGUUGAAUCAACAGUGUGGACCGCGCGGUUUCACGGAGUUGAAACAACCACCCUCGUCACAUUCACAUUUUCCUGGUAGUGGUCAAGUUAUCGUUGACGUUGAAAAUGAAAUGCUCAGAAGAAACGUGAUGAAAGGGCCUCCGAACGAGCCUAACACUUUACAAGGCACACACACCCUGCCGCAUCAACAUCAUUACCAGAAGCAACAUCAGCAACAACAUGCCACGCUUCCUCGUGCUUCGGUCAUGCAGGACAUGAACGCGCAAACUCAAGGACCACCGAAUGGAUCCAUACACCUCACAGUGCCACGUGCUCCACCACCACCCCGUGCGAAGAGUCCUCCAGAAAAUCAACCCCUUCUGCAGAGCACAACCGUCUCGAGCCGUGUCUCGCAAGCAACGAUGAGCGAAAUGCGAGUCUGAUGCUUAGACCCCCCUCCAAAGCCGGUCGUCCCGGACGUCCUAACGGCGUCGACCUUGCUCUAAGCCUCCUUGUCUGAUAAAAAUAAUAAUAAAAAAAAUAACAAUAUAUAAAGACGAGGAGAUGGGAGGGGGGAAAAGAGAGAAACGUCCGAAACAAUUCUAUGCACUUUCAUGCCCUAAACGCUUCGCGUCUUCCUUUUUAAUGUAAAUGGAAGGAGGGAGAAUGAAAAGAAAGAAAGAAAAAGAAGAAAAAGAUGAAGAAAAGAAAAGAGAGGUGGAGAGAGAGAGAAAAAAGAAAAAAAAAAUAAUAACUUGAAUCGUCUUUUUAACGAUCAUAUUUUUGAUCGUUUACGACUAAUAUCCGCGAUUAAUUAUUUUCGACAUCGAUCGAAUUAUGAUCGACCAUUUACUUAAAUUCGAAAUCCGAAUUUGGCCGAAAGAGGAAAUACAAUUAAACUAACAAUUAGCCAUGAUCUUUUCUCUCUGUAAUUAUUCGAUAAAUUAUAUCAGGUGGAUCAAUGGAUAUUUUUCUAAUUUUCUUUUAAUUUUCAAUGAUAUCAUUCGGAAACGACGAUUGAAGUCGAAUUGUUGUUAUAAUUUGUAUAAUAAAUGAAACAUUUUCGGAUUUUUUUUAUAUCUUAAAAUUGGUAAUAAAAUUAUUGAAUCACCAUAUACAAUUUAACGUUUACCUAUAUUGAAUAAAUUCUGUUCAAAUGUGUAUACGUGUAUCACGAAAAGAUUAUUAAGAUUUAUUCAUGAAACGAGAGAAUAUUUUAGACAAAAAUUACAUUUGUUUAAAAAAAAAAAAUAUAUAUAUAUAUAUACAUAAAUACACACACACACACACACCUACAUACAUACAAAAUAUAUAAAUAUAAUACAUAGAGUUCUGUUAAAAAAAAGAAAAAAAAUCAUAAUACAAGAAUAAAAAUAAAUAAAAUUUAAAUCCGUCACAUCGCAUAUUUCCCUCGAGAAAUGGAGAACACUGUUUUCUUUUUCAAACAAUUCUUUCGUAUUUUGAAUAACUUAAGAAAUAAAAUAUGUAUAAAAUACGUGUAUACUCUUUGAAACAGGAUAUAUACCGUGUAGGUAUUAACGAUAAAAAGGAGAGAUGGAUCUUCAAAGAGGCGAACGAACGAUCAAAAGAAUAAAUAUAAGAAUAAGAAUAAAAAUAAGAAUAAGGAAAAGAGAAAGAGAAAGAGAAAGAGAAAAAGAAAGAGAAAGAGAAAUAAAUAAAUAAAAAAAGGGAUAAGUAAAAAGAAUAAAUACAAAAAAAAAAAAAAAUAAAUAAAUAAAUAAAAAAUUAAGAAAAGAGGAAGGAGAAGAAAAAGGUAAAAACAUGAAGAAGAAGCUCGUGUAUAAAUUACUAAUCCACCACGAUGUUAGAUGUUCCUUGUACAUACAUAACGUAACACUUUAUACCGUAAACAAGCCAAAGUUUGCUACUUUCUAAGAAGAAAAAUGUGAAAGAAUAAAAGAGAAAUAAGCGAAGAAGAAAAACUUCGCUAACGCGUAUCAUUUCUUCAUCCAUAUUCUGUUUCUACAUUUAAGAAUGCUCGAACAAGUGCGUAUGCUCGUGUACGCGUGUGGGUGUGCGAGUAAUGCUCGAGAUGAACAGAAUAGAAAGAGAGAAAGAUAGAAUGAGUGUGUGUAUGUGUGUGUAUGUUUGUGUGUGUGUGUGAGAAAGAGAGAGAGAGAGAGAGAGAGCAAAGAGCUUUGUACAUCUACAAUGAUUCUCCUCGUGGCUAUUAGACGAUCCUUCAAAGUCACAAGCGAAAGCUUGUCUACUCGAUUAUUUAUCUCCUAUCGCGAGCACAUCAAUGAUUUAUACUGAAAGUGACACUUUGAAGCGACGCCUAUGAUUUAUUACAGCGUCCGCACGUUGGUACGAGGUACCGCUGUAUUAAGAUUUUAUCUAUUUUAUGUGUGCAUACCAUGCCGCAUUCGACUUGACCAUCGAACAAUAUCUUUCUUGUUUUUGAUGACAUGUAGAAAAACAAAUAAAAAUAAAAAAGAAAAUGAAAUGAUGAUCCAAAGGGAAAUAUAGAAUUCGAGAUCGAGAAGUAUUACCUUUUAUUUCUCUUUUUAUUUUAUUCAUUCUUUUUUUUUUUUGUUUCUCAAGGGAAAAAAAAAAGGAAAAUGUCGCGAAUUUUUAAUUCGUAUUUUUUUUUCCUUUUGUAUUUUCCAACUUUUUAUUUUUACUUUCCAAAUAUUUCUUUUUCUUCUUUUUUUUUUUCUUUUCUUUUUAGAGACGUCGCAUUUAGAUAAUACAAACUUUAUCAAAGUGUUGGGCCAUCUGAAAAGAAAAAAAAGAACAAGAAAAAAUUAAGCCUACUUUAAUUAAAAAUAAAAAAGACCAUUUCUACAUAUUCUGAUGAUAAUGAGAACAAUAAGUGAAAUAAACAAUCAAAGAAAAUCAAUUAAAUCUUUUUACUCGUUUUUAAAUAUCUUUCAUGGAAAUUAUUAAUUUGAUAAUUAAUAAUUAUUAUUUAAAUAUUAGUUACGUUGAGGGAAAUAAAACAAAAAAAAAAAAGAGAAAAAAAAUUGUAACUCGUCAUUCGUAUGUAUCGAUAAUAAUUUCGAUAUGUUCAAUCGUCAAAAAAUGAUCUUACCUGUUUAUUAUCACGAUGUACAAAGCUGUCUUAUAAAAAAUUCGCAUAUUGCAUCGUUGCUAUUGCCGUUGUGAAUAUUAUGCAUCGACGUAAGAAUGAUUGCUAUAUAGCGAUAUAUUUAUAUCAUUACGAAAAUUUUAAAGUUUCGAUGUUACAAUAUUUCAUUUUAUAUCAUAACUCUUCAUUCAAUGUAAAUAUGUUUCCUCGUAAUUUAAAUACUGCCAUAUUAACCGCUGCCAUAUUUCUAUUCUUUACAAUGUAUUUUAAAAAUAUCAUGAAAAAUCAAUGAAUACAUAAAGACGUGGACAUCGAUACCGUCUAUGCUACACAUGGAUAUCAGUGAAAUAUUGAUACAUAUCGAUAAAAAUCAAUAUUAUAUUAUAAAGAAAUAAGUUAAUUAAUUGACAAUGUAAUAUCGAAAAAUUAAUUAAUUAUAUAUUAAUUAUAUUUAACGAAAAAUAUGAAAUAUGUAUAACAAAGUAUUCCUUAUUGAAGAAGUAAUUAUUUUAAUUAUUAUUAUUUAUUAUUUAUUAUUAUUAUUAUUAUUAUUAUUAUUAUUAUUAUUAUUAAUUAUUAGCUAUUAGUUAUUAGUUAUUAACUAUUAAUACUGUAACAUUUUUUAAUGAAUUUUUAUAUAAUUUAUAUUAAAAAAAUUAAUGACCUAAUAACAGUAUGAAAAAAAAAGAGCCGAGCAUAUUCUCUGUUCAGUAUUUUCAUUCUAUUGUUUAUAACAAAAACAAAAAGGUCCAAAAAACUCAGCAUUAUCGGUAUCGAUAUCGACACCAUUAAAAAUACGUCGAUUUUUGUUGCAUUUAUUUUAAUACCUAAUAUCGAUCGAUGCAAAAUGAGAAUGAAUGUAAGCCAAGCUCGGUCAGUUGUUUCUCUCGCACCGUAUAUGUAUGUAUAUGCUAUUCGUGAAUUUUUUGUAAAAAUAUGAUUAUACAUAUAGACGUAAGAUUAAUAAGGGAUAAGGAUAAAAAUCCGUUACGCGUAUUACACUGCCACGACAUUGAAAGGGUGAUUUGAGAAAAAGAGAAAAAUCAAAAAAGAAAAAAAACCAAAAAGAAAAAUCAAAAGCAAAAAAAAAAGGCAAAAGAAAAGAAAAAGAAAAGAGAAGAGAUUUAAGAGAAGAAAAGAAAGAAAAAGCAUAAGGGUACGAAAAUGAGGAUUGCGAUUGAUCGAAUGUGUAUGUGAAGAAGGCCAAUAAAAAGCUAUCAAACGUAGACUUACAUAAUAAAAAUCAAAUCAAAACUUUUGUACAUAAAAACUUAUCGAACGAAAACCGAAUAGAAGCAACAAAAAGGGGGAAACAAAAAAAGGAGAAAAAAAAGAAGAAAAAAAAAAGAAAAAAAAAAGAAAAGAAGAAACAAGACAAAAUCAAAGAAUGUGUUUUGCGUGUUUUUCGAUAAGGUAUAAAAGGGAGGGGUAGGCGGGGGGGAGGGAGAGAGAAGGAAUAAACGAGACUUAGCAAUUAAUCAUGCGACUACUUCGUAGACGAAAAUAUUUCGAUCAGUUGAUUGAUCAAUCCAAUCGAUCGAUCGAUACGUUCGCAAUUCAUUUUCGAAAAUAGAAAAUGGUUAAGAGAAUGAAAAGGCAAAAAGAACGGAGAGAUAAAGAAGAACGAUAUUAUCUCGUUGGACGAACAUUUUAAGGUAUGCGAGCAUGAGUGCGAAUUACGCGAUAUCAUCAAGUAUGGACAAUCCAACUAUAUUCAAAAAUACAACUUAAAGAAAGAAAGAAAAAAAGAUUUAAAAAUGCUGGAUAUAGUAUUCGUUAUAAAAAGAUGCGGAAAGGCAUUACUCGGGAGAGUUUACGAUGUUAAGAAAUUUAAAUAACAUAUAUUAUAUAUAUACAUAUAUAUAUAUAUAUAUAUAUACAUAUACAUAUGAAUAUAUACAAAAAUGCACGCGUGUGCAACUACACAAAUAUUUGCCACAAACGUACAUACACAUAUAUAUAUAUAUACACACACAUACACGCGCGCGCGCGCGCACACGCACACGCGAAUACACAUAAGCACGCACACAUACACGAGCACAUGUUACACAUUAUACAAAUUGUAAUGAAUUUAUUAUGAAGGAUAUAAUUAUAUUUAUGUGACCUUUAGCUGGCCUCGCGCUCUAUUAGAAAGAUACUUGAAAUACACCUUCCGGUCGAGAGCGAGGCUGCCUGUUAUGUUUAAUGUUUUUGUUGUCAAAUUGUAAAUAUAUAAACGAAAUACAUGGAGACAUUAAUUGUACCUUUAA
Messenger RNA from Vespa crabro (European hornet), 8933 nucleotides. It is a transcript of the gene NLG-4, whose product is annotated as neuroligin-4, X-linked. Gene Ontology annotation, cellular component: cell surface; postsynaptic membrane; synapse. The record is from RefSeq and is a predicted model, not a curated record. The coding region runs from base 1337 to 4075 and encodes 912 amino acids. NCBI's taxonomy places the organism in Eukaryota, Metazoa, Arthropoda, Insecta, Hymenoptera, Vespidae. Gene Ontology annotation, biological process: synaptic vesicle endocytosis; chemical synaptic transmission; neuron cell-cell adhesion. Gene Ontology annotation, molecular function: signaling receptor activity; neurexin family protein binding. The transcript is spliced from 15 exons.